Molecule: messenger RNA, 4041 nt
Organism: Vitrella brassicaformis
Lineage: Eukaryota; Vitrellaceae
Source: the annotation of a GenBank genome assembly
GAAAGUCAGAGCUUCGCUUCCUUGCCGCUAGUUGGUUGCAAAUGGAUGUAGCUGAGAAGUUUGACAAGCUCAAGGAGAAGUACCAGACGCUCAAGCAGCAGAAUGGUGUGCUCAAGAACGCCCUGAUAGAGAAGCAGCAGGAGUGCCAACGGCUGGAGGACCAGCUCAAGGAUGCUGAGAUCCAGGGCCGCAAGAAGGCCGAGGAGAUCGACAGCCUCCAGUACCACCACAACAGACUCACCAAACAGAUCACACAGCUCACCUCGCAAGUCGAGGAGGCGGUACGCUCGCACACACACCCAAUCGACCGACGAGGGAUCAGUUGUGCGAUUGCUGCCUGUCAUGCAUGUCAUGUCAUGUGUGUGUUGUGUGCAGCGUCAGAAGCCGUCGAGCUUCAUCGGCGGAUUGCUCAGCGGUCAGGGUAAGGAGACCCUGCAGAGGCUGGAGAACGAGCUCACUGUGGUGCGGGAGGAGCUGGGGCUGAAGAUACAGGAGAAUGGUAAGCUUCAGCCAGCCCAACAACCAUCCGUCCAUCAUCUUGAGCUCACGAUGGUUUGGCGGCGGGGGUGGUGUGUGUGUGUGUGUCAGAGGCGCUCCACGUGCAGCAGUUCGAGACGAAGCGUGCCCACCAGGAGGAGAUGGAACAGGUGCAGCGCACUGUCAACAACACUCAGCACCAGAUACAGGUAAAGGGCUGCACGACACACAACACACACGACCAACACAAGACCUCAUCUAUCGUCUGUCUGUCGCCUGGCAUCUGUCCAUCCAUCCAUCCAUCCAUCCAUCCGUCCGUCCGUCCGUCCGUCAGCAUUUGGAGGAGUGCCGGGCGUCUCAGGACGACGAACUGCGCAAGAGCCGAGACGCCCACGCCGCCCUCAGCGCCAAGCAGGAGCAGGUUGAGCAGCACCUGGGUGAAGCGAGGGGCGAGCUGCAGACCCUCAAGGCCACAGUGACUCACCUCAAGGCCAACUUCAGCAACGCAUACAGAGACCUAGCCAAGAGGUUCCACACACAGGUGAGCACAUGGUGGUGUCGUGUGGUGUCGAUGGCUACAUGGAUGGAUGGAUGGAUGACUACAUGGUGGUCAUUCAUUUCAUUGGCUGUGUGGGUACUGUACCGACAGGUUCCUCUUGACCUUUGUCGAUAUCCUUCCUACCAGCUGUACGAUGCCCACAGGGCCUCGCUGGUCGCCAUUCAGGUACGUACGUACGUCAGCCGCAUACGCCGCACCCCGCCAACGCCAUGCCUCUUUUCUGCCAUCCCAUCCCUGUCCGUCUGUGUGUGUGUGUGUGUGUGUGUGUGUGUCAGCACCAGCAGCGCCAUUGGUUCCUGGAGGUGCUUCGGUCUGUCAGCCACUACACGCAGGCACUACUGGCUGCCUACGGUGCGUGGCGGUCAUGGCUCAGCAAGCCCAUCCCGGCACUCAGUGGCACCCAGGGAGGCGAUAGAGGCAGCCCGACGCUUGAUAGAAUGGACGUCGCGAGGGAAAAGGUGAGUCAGUCAGUCGAUUGCGGAGGUCUCCGUGUGUGUGUAUAUGUAUGUGUUUCCAUGUGUUGUUUGUAUGUGUAGGCGCACGGUGCCGUUUGUGGUGUUGAGGAGGCUCUCCGCGGCAUGAGCGAAUUGUGUGUCGAGCUGGUGCAGGGGCUGCAGAGGAAUCCCAGCGACUUCUUCGCACUGCUCGCUGCUGAUGGUGAGUGAGGACUGCGGCCGAUAUAUCAGAGGUCGCCGCUGUCAGGGUCUGUAUGUCUGUUGUCAGAUAAGCCCCAUGAGCCACCAUCGCACUCUGUUGACCAGCUUAGGAAGACGUUAGAUGGCCUGAAGGUACCAGCCAGCCCACACACAGAGAGAAAGAGAGAACAAGCCAGACACCUGUGUAUGGAGCCGGGUUUGGUUUGUGCCAUCAGUCGAGCCGGGCGACCUUCCUUCGUCUGCACAAGGCCUUCAUCACCUACCACGUGCUGCUGCUGUCCCUCGAGGAGCUCAUGCUCAGCCCCUCCGACACGCCCAACGGCGCCCUCUCGCCCCACUCGCCCCUCUCGCCCACCAGCCUCUCGCCCUCACACAGCCCCAGGGCGGCCAUGUCGCCCCUGCAGGGGGCCAUGGAGGCCCUCAGGCGACUCCGAAUCUUCACCACACAGCUGUUCAGAUAUAUCGAUGUCAUCUCAGGUAGACGUGAGGGUGUGAGGGAGGGGAACGGCACCGAGUCGGGUCGGUAUGCAUCUUUGCUGGUGUCUGUUCGUUUGUCAGAUUGGCACAUGGACACGGAGCCUCCCCUGAGCGCGCUCCACUGGCAGGCGCCCUCCCACGACCCCUCCGCAGCCAUCCUCUCCACCCAGCCCCUCGACCGUCGCGCCUCCACAGCAUCCACGCGCUCAACCACUGCACCAACCCUGUCAGACGCGUCAUCAGACGGCCCACAACACCAGCCACAGAGCAUGCCGGUGCUCAUAUCCGCGCGGCCAGAGUUGUCCCGAUUCAUAUGGGGGCGGGUCGAGCGCGCUGUGCGAGAGACGGCCAAGGCCUGGGAGUCGCUGGCGAGGUGCAUGGCGCUGAAGGGCGAUCGCAUCGGGGGCGGCGGGGGGGCAAUGAUGGCAUUCGGUGAGGGCACCACAGCUGUGUCCGGCACCAGCAGCGAGUUCUACGCCCUCAUCAAGGCCCUCCACCAGGCCAGCAGUGCGGCUGUCACCCCGUCGCUGCGGUCGGCCAUCAAGGGCCUGGGGGAGGCCGUGCACGGCGACCCCAAGAGCAUCAUCGCCGCCCACUCAGCCGUCCAGCAGGGAGCGUCAUCCUGUCGCUCCCUGGUGUCUUCCGUCGCGCAAUCCUUGCGUUCUGCGCCCGAGCGCAUCGACGUGCGUGAGGCUCGCGAGUGGCGUGUCAAGGUGCAUCAGGCGGGUGAGAGGGAGAGGCAGCUCAAGGGGGAGCUCCAGCGGCUGCAGAGCGACAUGAACGCCUCCCUGGAUGAGAGCAGUCGGCUGAGGGAGGAGCUGCGGCAGGCAGAGGACGAGUGUGCCCUCCUGCAGACCAAUCUCACCGUCCUCAAGCAAACCCGGCUUCCAUCCCCCGCACCGGUCCCCGUAGCUGACUCUGCUGACGAGGCGACCACCACCAUCACGACCAGUGACGCCGGGUCAGAGCCAUCAGCCCCGCCAGCAAGGCCGCGUCGCGGCGACUGGCUGGAGGGCAGCAUAGAGCCAUGUCGGGGGAGGGAUGGCCAUGACACCAGCAGCAGCGUGGGCGGUGGUGGUGGUGAGGUGGAGAUAGAGGUGUUGCGUCUGUACGAGAACACCAUCCAGCAGCUCAAGGCCCAGCUACAGGAGGUGGACGCCAGAGCCCUCGACCUGCACGGCGAGCUGCGGAAGGCACUGAGGGUGAGAGAGAGAGAGAGAGAGAGAGAGCGAGAGAGCGACAGACAGCACGGACAGCCAGAGAGACGUCAGACAUAUUGUCCAUCCAUCCUCUCCUGUCUGCCUGUCUGCCUGCUCUGUGUCAGGCCUUGCGGACGAGCGAGGCGGAUCGAGAGCGGCUCGAGUUAGAGCUGUCGUCUCUGCGGGAGCGUGUCGAGGCGACCAAGAGCGACAUGGCGGUCACUCAGCAAUCAGUCGACUCCCAGCUGGCCCUCCUCACGGAACACAUCUGCGAGCUGUCCGAGCGACUAAGUGAGAAGGACGUCCAGCUGGCGGCCCUGCAGGCACAGAGGGUCCUCUGUGGCCGAUGCGGCGGAUGGAACACGGGUACAUGACGAGACAUGUAUGGAAGCGAAGGCUACCUGUGUGUGUGUUCUGUUGUGUGCAGUUGGUUGGCUGAUGGGCGAUAGAGGCGGCGGCAAUGGGUUGUGUCACAUCUGCAGGGGCAAGGUGCUCGAGGCGCCAGAGUGACCUAAUGCGAGAUGGGCCCAUGUACACAUAGCCUGGCCAGAUCUGGUGCAGAAGAGGAAUGUGAGUGUUGGUCCACCUGUCUUUGUGCAAAUUGCAACACGCUCACUGCAGAUCUACGUAUGCGAGACAUGAAUAUGUGGUCCCACUCAUUGCCCCUUUCGGG